GUUGCCGUACUUCCGCUGGUGCAGAAGCGGGGUUUCCGCGGGAUCAGGCCGGCGUCCGAGGGUACUUGGUAGUGUUGUGUGGGGCGGGAAGAGGCACGUUAGACGUGGGGCUCCGGGGCGGAGGCUGCCCAGGAUGAGGGGCGUCCGCUCCGAGGCUGGGUGCGCGGAUGGACCAGAAGUGGGACUUGUACGAUGUUGCCCUGUAAAAAGAGAAGAGCUGCAGUGACGGAGUCUGCGCACCAGCAGGAUGACCAGGAGGGAGAUGACUUAGACUUAGAGCCAGCUGUGAAGCCGGAAUCCGUGCAGCUGAAAGACUUGGGGUCAGAGCCGCUGUCCUGGGGUCAGCAUCGUGAGAGUACAGUGUGUCCUGAGGUGGACUCCUCUCAUGAUAUCGCAGAUCAGCUCAGCUUGGAGGGUCCGUCUCUACGUCCUCAGGUGCUCACCCAGCAUGGAAACUUACCAGUUUUGGAGGCUGUCGAUGUAGCCAUCUCUCAGGAAAGUGACCUUCCUUCCUCCGAGUCUUCUCAUUCCCUGGCUAUACAAGUCGAUAAAGAGAGACACCAGGCCGCGGCCUCAAGGAAAGGGAAGGAAAUUGUCUUCCCGCCUUUGCUGGUUACCAGAGAAGACCUAGGGGAUCAUCCUGUUGUAGAGGAACCUCCUUCAGGAGAGCUGGAUGAAGAAGCCAAGGCAGAAGGAGAAAGACAAGAGAAUGGAGAAAGCGAUAGAAGGAAAAAAACUAAAAAGGGUACCAAGAGAAAACGAGAUGGAAAGGGUCAAGAACAAGGGACAAUGGCCCAUGACCUAAAACUGGAUGACAUGCUGGAUCGUACCUUGGAGGAUGGUGCUAAGCAGCACAAUCUGACAGCAGUCAAUGUACGGAACAUCCUGCACGAAGUAAUUACAAAUGAACAUGUUGUAGCGAUGAUGAAAGCUGCCAUCAGUGAGACAGAAGACAUGCCACUCUUUGAGCCAAAGAUGACACGCUCUAAACUGAAGGAAGUGGUGGAGAAAGGAGUGGUAAUUCCAACUUGGAAUAUUUCGCCAAUUAAGAAAGCCAAUGAAAUUAAGCAGCCUCCACAGUUUGUGGAUAUUCACCUAGAAGAAGAUGACUCCUCAGAUGAAGAGUACCGGCCAGAUGAAGAAGAGGAAGAUGAGACUGCUGAAGAGAGCUUAUUGGAAAGUGAUGUUGAAAGCACUGCUUCGUCUCCACGCGGAGUGAAGAGAUCCAGACUGCGAGCGUCUUCUGAAGUGGCUGAGACAGAUGAGGAGAGUGGCAUGUUGUCAGAGGUUGAGAAAGUCACCACACCUGCUGUUAGGCACAUCAGUGCUGAGGUAGUGCCCAUGGGGCCCCCACCUCCUCCAAAGCCAAAGCAGACCAGGGAUAGCGCUUUCAUGGAGAAGUUAAAUGCAGUAGAUGAGGAGCUGGCUUCUAGUCCUGUCUGCAUGGGUUCUUUCCAGCCCAUGGAGGAUAGUCUCAUUGCAUUCCGAACUCGGUCUAAGAUGCCCCUGAAAGAUGUUCCUCUGGGCCAACUAGAAGCUGAGCUUCAGGCUCCAGAUAUCACCCCGGAUAUGUAUGAUCCAAAUACAGCUGAUGAUGAGGACUGGAAGGUGUGGCUGGGGGGCCUCUUAAAUGAUGACGUGGAGAACGAGGAUGAAGCAGAUGAUGAUGAUGAUCCAGAAUAUAACUUCCUGGAAGAUCUUGAUGAACCAGACACAGAGGAUUUCCGCACUGACCGGGCAGUAAGAAUCACUAAAAAAGAAGUGAACGGGCUGAUGGAGGAGCUAUUUGAAACUUUCCAAGAUGAAAUGGGAUUCUCCAAUAUGGAAGAAGAUGGCCCAGAGGAAGAGGAGCGUGUAUCAGAGUCUCGACCUAACUUCAACACCCCUCAAACCCUGAGGUUUGAGGAACCAUUGGCCAACUUGCUGAAUGAACGACAUCGGACAGUAAAAGAGCUACUUGAACAGCUGAAAAUGAAAAAAUCUUCAUGCAAGCCACAGCCUGAAGUGGAGAGGCUUAAACCUCAGAAGGAGAUAGUCCACCAGACUCUGAUUCUGGACCCAGCACAGAGGAGCAGGCUUCAGCAGCAGAUGCAGCAGCAUGUUCAGCUCUUGACACAAAUCUACCUUCUCACCACCUCCAACCCCAACCUCAGCUCCGAGGCCAGCACCACCAGAGUAUUUCUGAAAGAGCUGGGAACUUUUGCAGAGAACUCUGUCGCCCUGCACCAACAGUUCAACCCCAAGUUUCAGACCUUGUUCCAACCCUGUAACUGGAUGGGAGCUAUGCAGCUCAUUGAAGACUUCACACAAGUCAGUGUUGACUGCAGUCCUCAGAAAACCACCAAGAAGACUGCCAGUGAAUUUCCCUGUUUGCCAAAGCAAGUGGCUUGGAUCCUGGCCACAAACAAGGUCUUCAUGUAUCCAGAACUCCUUCCAGUAUGUUCACUGAAGGCAAAUAAUCCUCGGGAUAAGAUCGUCUUUACCAAGGCUGAGGACAAUCUGUUAGCUUUAGGACUGAAGCACUUCGAAGGCACUGAGUUUCCUAAACCUCUAAUCAGCAAGUACCUUGUAACUUGUAAGACCGCUCACCAGCUGACGGUGAGAAUCAAGAACCUCAACCAGAACAGAGCUCCUAACAACGUGAUUAAAUUUUAUAAGAAGACCAAACAGCUGCCAGUUCUGGUGAGGUGCUGUGAGGAGAUCCAGCCACAUCAGUGGAAGCCGCCCAUAGAGAAGGAGGAACACCGGCUCCCAUUCUGGUUGAAGGCCAGUCUGCAGUCCAUUCGGGAUGAACUUCGGAACCUAGCGGAAGGUACUGCGGAAGGAGAAAAUGUGACCCCAGCCUCAGAGACCAGUACAGAUCAGCAUUUGGAGAAAGCCAGCCCUGAGUUAGGGAGUGAGACUCAAUACCCACUGCUGAUGCCCAAUGGUGUAGUACUCAAAUUGAAGCCAGGUUCCAAGCGUUUCUCUAGAAGGGCUUGGCGACAGAAGCGGCCGUUGGUUCAGAAGCCCCUCCUUAUCCAACCUAGCCCCUGUGUUCAAGCUUCGUUCAACCCAGGGAAAAUAGCAACCUGGUCAACUCAGUCAGAAGUCCCUCCAGGCAACAGGGUAGUUCAGAUUCCUCAUCUGAUCCAGCCAACCACUGUCUUACAGACACUUCCAGGGUUCCCUCCAGUGGGGGUCAGCCGAGAAGAUUGUAUUGAGUCUCCUGCAGCACUGCCAGCUAUGCCUUCUGGCCCUGAAGCCAGGGCCAGCCUCCCCCUCCCCCUGUCUGAGUCUCAGUCACUAUUGCCUUCUUCCUCUGCACCCAAGAUCAUGCUACCCUCGCUUGCUCCUUCAAAAUUUCGAAAGCCUUUCUCAAGGCGGAAGCCCACGAGAAGAAGAGGAACCAAGGUUUCUCCCUGUGUGAAACCUCCCCCCAUCAUCCACCCCACACCUGUCAUCUUCACUGUCCCUGCCACCACAGUGAAGGUUGUAAGCCUUGCCAGUGGGUGCAACGUGAUCCAGCCUGUUAAUGCAGCCGUGGCCCCAAAUCCCCAGACCAUUCCUAUCACCACUCUCCUGGUUAAUCCUACACCGUUCCCCUGUCAGUUAAACCAACCCCUCGUGGCCUCCUCCAUUUCACCCUUAAUUGUUUCUGGCAAUCCUCUGACACUUCCUGUGCCCUCUGUUGCUGAGGAUAAGGCCCACAUGAACGUGGAUGUUACUGAAGAGAAAAAUGCUCCUCAAAACCCUGACUCCACAUUAAAACCCCUGGAACUGACUCCUUUCUGUGCUACUGUCUUCUCCAAGGAGGAGCCUAGGCCAUGGCACCCUUCCUCAGGUAUGGAAAGCCAAGAAAUGUCAGAAGCAAAUGCCUGUGGAUGGCCCAUUGUGAAAACAGAAAGCCAGGAGGGAUCAUCUGAAUCGACCACCUGUGGCUGGACAGGUGUGAAAACAGAAGAGGAUGGGCUUGCUUUUGGGCCAUUUCCUCAGCAUCUCCCGGAAUCUCUGAACUCCACAUCAAAAGAUUUAGAAGAAAUGGUCAAGAUGGAAGCUGAGGAUUGUGUGGGAGAAAUCUCCAGCAGAUUUCCUGAGCAGGGCUUUGCUAAGAAAGUGAAAGAAGAAUGCUCUAUGGAAUUGGACAGUGGCUCCCAUCAGGGGAAGCAGAGUAGUUCCAGAGAGAUGAGAAAACAAGCAGUCGUGCAGAGGGAGGAGCCUCAACCAGCUAAAUCCCUUUCUGUGUCUCAAGACUCUGCUGAUGAAGGGGCUUCAAGUGGAGAUGCCAAGAAAGGAUUGCCAAAAAGCACUCCAUCCUGCAUGGAGCAGGAGAGGGUACUUCGCAGUCCUCCAGGGAAGCCUGAGGACUCAGCCAAUGUUGACGGUCAGUCUGUGGGGACCCCAGCAGGACCAGACCCUGGAGGAGAGAGAGAAGGGCCUGAGGAUGAAGAGGAGGAAGAGUUUGAUGACUUCACCCAAGAUGAAGAAGAUGAACUGUCAUCAGCCUCUGAGGAGUCUGUGCUUUCUGUCCCAGAGCUCCAGGAAACAAUGGAGAAACUGACUUGGCUGGCUUCUGAAAGGAGCAUGAGUCAGGAGGGUGAGUCUGAGGAAGAGAACUCCCAGGAGGAGAACUCCGAGCCAGAAGAAGAAGAGGAAGAGGAGGCAGAAGGGAUGGAAGCCUUGCAGAAAGAGGAUGAAGUGAAUGAUGAAGCAGUUGGAGAUGCUGCUGAGAAGCCCCCUUCUACCUUAGCCUCACCCAAGACUGUUCCAGAAGUAGAGACCAGCAUCACCCCACCAGGAGAGAGCAUCAAAGCUGCUGGCAGAGGCCGAAGUAAUCAUCGAGCUCGAAACAAACGGGGAAGUCGGGCUCGUGCCAGCAAGGACACCUCCAAGUUGUUGUUGCUGUAUGAUGAGGACAUCCUGGAUCGGGACCCUCUCAGGGAACAGAAGGACCUGGCCUUUGCACAGGCCUACCUCACCAGGGUACGAGAAGCUCUCCAGCAUGUCCCUGGCAAGUAUGAAGAUUUCCUUCAGGUCAUCUAUGAAUUUGAGUCAAGUACCCAGAGGCAUACUGCUGUGGACCUCUACAAAAGCUUGCAAACUGUGCUCCAAGACUGGCCUCAGCUCCUGAAGGACUUCGCUGCCUUCCUACUCCCUGAACAGGCCUUGUCCUGUGGACUAUUUGAGGAACAACAGGCUUUUGAGAAGAGUCGCAAAUUCCUUCGGCAGCUGGAGAUAUGCUUUGCAGAGAACCCCACACACCACCAGAAGAUUAUCAAGGUCCUCCAAGGCUGUGCAGACUGCCUACCUCAGGACAUCACGGAGCUCAAGACACAGAUGUGGCAGCUCCUCAAAGGCCACGACCACCUACAGGAUGAAUUCUCCAUCUUUUUUGAUCAUCUGCGCCCAGCAGCUAGCCGGCUGGGUGACUUUGAAGAGAUCAAUUGGACUGAAGAGAAAGAGUAUGAGUUUGACGGCUUUGAAGAAGUGAUACUCCCGGAUGUGGAAGAGGAAGAGGAGCCUGCCAAGGUGUCCACAGCCUCAAAGAGCAAGAGGAGAAAAGAGAUUGGGGUCCAGAAUCAUGAUAAGGAGACUGAAUGGCCUGAAGUGACCAAAGACUGUUCCUGUUUUUGCCAUGAGGGAGGUCCUGAUUCUAAGCUGAAGAAAAGCAAGAGGAGAAAUUGUCACUGCAGCAGCAAGGUCUGUGACAGCAAAUCUUACAAGAGCAAGGAGUCCCUUGAGUUGGUGGGGAGUAGCCCCCUCCAAGAGGCCAAUUCUAUGCCUGGAAAUAAGGAGGCAGGACAAGGCAAGGACAUACUGGAAGAGGACGCCCUGGAGGAGCAGGAGAACACUGAAGCAACCCAGAGUAGGACCGGCAGGACCACCAGGAAGGGAGAGACACCCAUGCCAGCAGGGUCAACAGUAGGGAGUGCUUUGCCGUGCUCUGCAGAAAUGACUCCCAUGGAACAGCCCUCGGAGGGCCAGACACUCUGCUCACCAGAGACCCCCCGACUUCCCCCUCAGACUGGAGCUGUACUCUCCUCUGUCAGAAGAGACCAGGCUGGGCCUGAAGUCUCCUGUCUUGGUACAUCCACCAUACUUGCUGUAAAAGGGGAGGAUCAAAAGGCUAAUUCAGAGACUACUGUGCCACUCCCAGAUGCAUCAGAAACUGAAAAGCUGCAAGGCUUUGUGGAGAUCCCUGCUGUUCUGCGGAGUCCUGUUUCCUCAAGGACCAGUGACACAGGAAGAAGACACAUACAUGGGAAAGCAGGUACUCAGAGCUGGCUACUCGAGAACAGAGUGGAGGCAAAGACAACCCAUAUGAUGGCACCUAUCUGUGGAACGCCAUCAGGAGUUGAUACCUCAGAGGUCACGCCCAAAGCUGCCAGAGGGGUCGUGGCUGAAGACAGAGAAACACAAGGCAAGGGGCCAGAGGGGCCUCUGCCAAAAGUCUCAGAAGCUACAGUCUGUGCCAACAACAGCAAGGUCAGCUCCACUGGGGAGAAGGUGGUACUGUGGACAAGGGAAGCCGACCGAGUGAUUCUCACCAUGUGCCAGGAGCAGGGGGCACAGCCUCACACCUUCAGCAUUAUCUCUCAGCAGCUGGGAAAUAAGACUCCUCUUGAGGUUUCCCACCGUUUCCGAGAGCUCAUGCAACUCUUCCACACAGCCUGUGAGGCCAGCUCUGAGGAUGAGGAUGAUGCCACCAGCACUAGUAAUACAGACCAGCUCUCUGACCAUGGGGACCUGCUGUCUGAAGAAGAGCUGGAUGAGUGAGACCGGGGGAGGUAUGGUGUCAUCUGCCAGGACCAACCCAACUGUUGUGGAGACCUUGAUCUCCUUCUGUGGAGCUAAGGACAGAGUCGGUCUGGAGAUGGCUGUGCGGCCUGUGUCUCUCAGGGACUUCAAUGAAGACCUUACAUACCCAAUCUGUAAAUAGCAUUGAAGGAAAAUGGGCCUUGGCUCUUUGGUGAUCUCAGUGGUUUUAAAUGUACAAAUGCCUAUGUCAAGUAGCAGGACCCACCACACGGGGUUCCUGCACCUGGCAGCUUUUAUUAUAAAUUAUCUCCCCAAUACCCUUCCCUGGAACUUCAGUUUGAAAGGCUGUCACCCUCCUGGUAACACUGGGCCAGGCUGUGUAAGUCCUGUAGCAACUCCUCCAUGUCAUCCUGCUCCACCCCAGCGUCCAUGAAGCUAGCCCAGCGCCGCAGAUCAAGUCUGUUGAGCUCUUCAGCCAAGUCUCCCAGGGUCUGGUGCAAGGAUGAAGAGGAGCGCAAGGCCCCAAACACAGGGAUGCUUUGCACUGCUGCAGAGGGAGAGAAAAGGGAGUGGACUAGAGUCUGCUCUGGGACUCUUGUACUGAUGAGCACAUCUGGGACUUGGUAGAAUGAUUGUGAAGUACAGCAGUAAAGUGUGUUUGCUGUCCCUAGUGUGUCAGUACCCCAGGAGCUUGUAGUCAAGUAGAGGAAUGCUCAACUGUGAACUUUUUUCUUUAGCACUUUUAAUCGAGAAAGAGUAAAACCA
Molecule: messenger RNA, 7503 nt
Organism: Phodopus roborovskii (desert hamster)
Lineage: Eukaryota; Metazoa; Chordata; Mammalia; Rodentia; Cricetidae
Product: GON-4-like protein
Exons: 31
Coding region: 193-6756 (2187 amino acids)
Biological process (GO): regulation of DNA-templated transcription
Cellular component (GO): nucleus
Molecular function (GO): transcription coregulator activity
Source: RefSeq, a predicted model, not a curated record